AUGAGCAAGCGCUUUUUGCUACGCACGCCCAGCGAGCAUGGGGCAAGCACCUACCGCCGCUUCAAAUUCUCCAAGGCAGACCCCUCCCGAGACAUGGGGCCUCAGGUCAAUGACCCAGAGCACAUCAAGGCCGGCCGCAUUACGGUCAAGAUUGCAAGAGCAUUGCCGCUCGGCACAAGGAGCGGCCCGAUAAUGACAGGCGUCGAGUCCGGCGGCGGCAACGGCGGCGGCGCGGCGCUGGGACACCUGCCCGAGGGGAAGAAGUUCUUCCUGGCGCCAAGUCUCAAGACCGCGCAGGGGCAGCAGGAGACCAAGGCCACCAUGUGGAGCACCACCACCUACCAAACGGUGGAGACUUUGGGCGUGGCGGAGCUGCGCUACGAGACGGCGUCCACUCUCAUGCUGCGCAAGGCCCUGGACAAGGACAACCCCGCACACAGGCAGCUGCUGCGCGCCAGCCGGGACCCCACCGUGCUGGCCCUGCUGGGCGAAGACGGCGACGAGGGAGGCCGGGCGCAGCCACUGCGCGAGCGGCAGGCCCGCAGCCCGGGCGCCCGGGCCGGCGCCGGCGGCGGGGGCGGGGCCAAGGCGGCCGUCAGCGUGAAGCGUGAGCGCGGCGCGGCUGGGGCGGCAGCUGCUGCGGCGGCGCACGGCACGCGGGUCAAGCGGGAGCACGGCGCUGGCGGGGGCGGCGGCGGGGGCGGCGGUGGUAGUGGCGAUGGUGGCAGCGGCGGCAGCGUGUUUCUGGACCUGACCAAGCCCCAGGACAUGCCUUUGAGGGUGGGGGGCCGCGAGGUGCAGCGAAACGAGAUCGCGGUGUGCGACCUGCUGGACUCUGACGGCGAGGAGGGGGCACGGGCGCCGCGGUGGGAGGUGCGCAAGCGGCAGGCGGUGGAGAUCACUUCCAGGGUGUGA
Monoraphidium neglectum is the source of this 915-nucleotide messenger RNA. RefSeq lists its product as hypothetical. The record is from RefSeq and is a predicted model, not a curated record. NCBI's taxonomy places the organism in Eukaryota, Viridiplantae, Chlorophyta, Chlorophyceae, Sphaeropleales, Selenastraceae. The transcript is spliced from 6 exons. Bases 1 to 915 code for a protein of 304 amino acids.